UUUUUUAUGCGAGGGUAACCGAUGGGGAUUGGAACUGAGGCUGUUGAGCGGCAGCAGCUGCUCGCGUCUGAGAGAAGCCUUUGGUGGUCGUCGGCCUAAUGAGCGGACAGCAAAGAACGCUUUUCCAGACUUGGGGUUCAAAAGUCUCCCGUUCCGCUGGGGCUCCGAGUUGCAGCUCUAGAACUGAGCUGCCUCGGGGCCCUGGCAACUCCACGGCUCAUUUCCGUGCAGCGGCACAGGAGGCAAAGGAGGCAGAGGCUGCCGAGGCUCAGCCCGAGUCGGACGACGAUGUGUUGCUGGUCGCAGUGUACGAAGCAGAGCGGCAGCUCAGUCUAGAGAAUGGCGGGUUCUGCACCUCAGCGGGCGCCCUGUGGAUUUACCCUACUAAUUGCCCAGUGCGGGACUACCAGCUGCGCAUCGCCAGGACCGCUCUGUUCUGCAACACGCUGGUGUGUCUGCCCACUGGCUUGGGAAAGACCUUUAUUGCCGCCGUGGUCAUGUACAAUUUCUACCGCUGGUUCCCUUCCGGCAAGGUGGUCUUCAUGGCCCCCACGAAACCUUUGGUGACACAGCAGAUCGAGGCUUGCUACCGAGUGAUGGGUAUCCCGCAAUCUCAUAUGGCCGAAAUGACAGGAUCUACUCAAGUUUUUACCCGGAAGGAAAUAUGGGGCAGUAAGAGAGUCAUUUUUCUUACACCUCAAGUCAUGAUAAAUGAUCUUUCUAGAGGAGCUUGUCCAGCUGUUGAAAUAAAGUGUCUAGUUAUUGAUGAAGCCCAUAAAGCUCUUGGAAACUAUGCUUAUUGCCAGGUUGUAAGAGAACUAGUCAAAUAUACAAAUCACUUUAGAAUCUUGGCUCUUAGUGCCACACCAGGUAGUGAUAUAAAGGCUGUGCAACAGGUUAUUACUAAUCUACUAAUUGGGCAGAUAGAGCUUCGUUCUGAAGAUUCUUCAGAUAUUUUGCCAUAUUCUCAUGAAAGACGAGUUGAAAAGAUUGUUGUUCCCCUUGGUGAGGAACUUUCAGCCAUUCAAAAGGCAUAUAUACAGAUUUUGGAAGCAUUUGCCAGUUCUUUGAUUCAGAGGAAUGUUCUGAUGAGAAGGGAUAUCCCCAAUCUAACAAAAUACCAGAUAAUUCUAGCAAGAGAUCAAUUUAGGAAAAACCCAUCUCCAAAUAUUGUGGGAAUGCAACAAGGCAUAAUCGAAGGAGAGUUUGCUAUUUGUAUUAGUUUAUACCAUGGUUAUGAAUUAUUGCAGCAAAUGGGAAUGAGAUCAUUAUACUUCUUCCUUUGUGGAAUUAUGGAUGGAACUAAAGGAAUGACUCGGGCUAAAAAUGAACUUAGCAGAAAUGAGGCCUUCAUGAAACUCUAUAAUCAUCUAGAGUGCAUAUUUGCACAUACACGUAGUUCUUCGGCAAGUGGCAUCUCUGCUAUCCAAAAAGGAGAUGAAGAUAAAAAAUUCUGCUAUAGUCAUCCAAAAUUAAAGAAAUUAGAAGAAGUUGUAGUUGAACACUUCAAGUCAUGGAAUGCUCAAAACAGGUCUGAAAAGAAAUGUGAUGAGACCAGAGUUAUGAUCUUCUCUUCAUUUCGAGAUAGUGUUCAAGAAAUUGCAGAAAUGCUUUUACAGCAUCAGCCAGUUAUUAGAGUCAUGACUUUUGUUGGCCAUGCCUCAGGGAAAAGCAUGAAGGGUUUUACCCAGAAGGAGCAACUGGAGGUAGUGAAACAAUUUCGUAGCGGUGGUUACAAUACAUUGGUUUCUACUUGUGUUGGGGAGGAAGGUUUGGAUAUAGGAGAAGUUGAUCUUAUAAUAUGUUUUGAUGCCCAGAAGAGCCCAAUUCGUCUUGUACAACGAAUGGGUAGAACUGGCCGCAAACGUCAAGGCAGGAUUGUUGUUAUCCUUGCAGAAGGACGAGAAGAACGUACUUAUAAUCAAAGUCAGUCCAACAAAAGAAGUAUUUAUAAAGCUAUUUCAGGUAACAAGCAGGUCCUUCAUUUUUACCAAGGAAGUCCACGAAUGGUUCCUGAUGGAAUCAACCCACAAUUACAUAAGAUGUUCAUCACUCAUGGUGUCUUUGAACCAGAGAAGCCUUCUCGGAAUUUGCAGCGAAAGUCAUCUAUCUUUUCCCAUAGGAAUGAAAUGAGGCAAAGUAAUUCAAAGAAAGACUGGUUCUUAUCUGAAGAAGAAUUUAAAUUAUGGAACAAACGAUACAGAUUAAGAGACAGUGAUGGAACUAAGGAAAUAACAUUGCCUCAAGUUCAGUUUCUGUCUUUACAAAAUGAGAACAGACAAACUCAAGAACCAACCAUUGGAAUUCAUCAACUCUCUCUCUCUGAAUGGAGACUGUGGCAGGAUCAUCCUUUGCCUACGUAUCAAGUUGACCAUUCAGAUCGAUGUCACCAUUUCAUAAACAUUAUGCAAAUGAUAGAAGGAAUGAGACAUGAAGAGGGAGAAUGCAGUUAUGAAUUGGAAGUUAAAUCUUAUUUACAAAUGGAAGAUGUUAGCUCAACAUCUAGUGUGCCCAGGCAUGAGUAUAAUCCUUUUGCCUAUGGAACCUUUGCUAGUAACAAGAAAUCUUCAUUUACAAAGAAUAUAAAUCAAGGCAAAUCAUUCUCAAUGACAGAAUCCAGUGAAGAAUGUGCUGAAGUUUUUAAACAAACUCGUAUCAAACCUACUAAAAUUGUUUCUCUAAAGAAAAAAGCAUCUAAAGAACUUAAAAAAGAUCAACCUAAAAAAGAAAAAAAGGAUGUUGUCAUGGAGCCUUUAGACACUGAUAGUAAUUCUAUUGUUGAGAAUAUUUGUCAGGUAGACCUACUAAAUGAUGAAAGGACAUUGGAUACAGAUGAAGUUACUGCCACAUGUGCCAGCAAUGAAAAUGUUGCUAAUCAGUCCUGUGAAUUAUUGACAGAAUGUCAGUUUACAAGUAAAUCUACUAGUUCAUUUACUGGAAAUUCAGAUUCUGGUUAUAACAGCUUGAGUGAUGAGAAAUCUCUUUCAUCUACUUUAUUGCUUCCAUUUGAGGAUGAGCUUUAUAUAGCUGGAAUAGAUGACCAAUUUUAUCACGGUCAUUCAUUAACAAGCGAGGUACUAGCUAACAUAGAGAGAUUUUUAUCCCAUUCUCCUCCACCUCUCAGUGGACUCUCACGUUUGGAAUAUGAAAUUGCUAAGGGUUCUGCACCUGAGAACUUGCUUUUUCUACCCUACACAGAGCACUUACAAAAGGAUAAAUCCACCUGUUUAAUGUCAUAUUCAGCUGUAAAUUCUCAAGAGAAUUUAGAGUUUUCACUUACUGCUCAUCCUUCUGAAAAAAGUUGCAUUUAUGGUACAACUAAUGAUAAGAUUUCUGAUGAAUCAAGCUUCUGUGACUAUGAUAAAGUACAUAAAGGUAUUAAAAAUGAAAAUUUAGUAUCCAGCAAUCAUAUGCAAGUAAACAUAGGCCCUCCAAAGUAUUUUGUUGAAGAGAAGAAUCAUGAUGUUGAUAACGAUGGCCUCCCAAUAUUGCAUACUGACCAGGAUGAGAGUUUACUGCUAUUUGAUGAUGUUAAUACGGAGUUUAAUGAUGUGAGUCUUUCUCCCUUGAAUAGUAAAUGCAAAUCUUUAUGUGUGUCAGACAAAAAUGCUAUAAAUGAUGUGGCACCUGUUUCUCAGUUCUUCAUUUCUGAUGAACUUUUGUUAGAUGAUAAUUCUGAACCCCAAGAUCAAAUUAUCUGUGAUACUAAUAACUGGAAAUCUCAUGAAGAUUUGAGAGGUGUACAUGAAGAAAAACUGAAGAAUGAUGAAUAUGGUUUUGACUGCUCUAAGGAUUUAUUUUCUGUUACCUUUGAUUUAGGAUUUUGUAGUCCAGAUUCUGAUGAUGAAGUAUUAGAACAUGCACCAGAUACAAAUAAGAAUAAAUUUUUAGAUCAUCUUUCUGGAAGAUGUUUAGAUACUAAGGAGACAAGUGAUGCAAAUUAUGUUUCAGAUCAAGCAGGUCAUGUUGAUAGUUCUACAGGUAUAACCAUUACUAUCCCAUCAAGUGAAGAUAAGCGAAGUCCAACUUUUGCACAUUUUCCCAUGAGUGCAGCGAAGAAUAAAGAAUUUAUGUCUCCUGGUUAUUCUCAGUUUUCUUUGCCAGUAGGAGAAAAAGUUAUGAGUACACCACUUUCUGAAUCAAACACACUGAACUCACUUUCUAAGAAGAAAUUAGAAAUGGCUAGGACAUCAGAUUCUAAUAAGGGAAAAGUAAAUCUACAAAGUUCCAAAGAAACAUUGCAUUCAACUUUUGAUGAUUCAGGACUUUCUGUAGAAAAGACUAAAAGCAGGGAGCAAAUCAAUCUGCGUCAAUCCUGCCAUUCUGGUAAAGAUGAACAAUUAACAAGCAGUGAAAGUGAAGAUGAAAUUUUCCAAAGAAGAAUUAAAAAAACAAAAGGAAAUGUUUUGGAUUCCCCUGAGGAUCAAAAAAAUAGUGAAGUUGAUUCUCCACUUCAUGCUGUCAAAAAGCACAGGGUUCCUCCAAACAGAUUAGAUUUCUCAUCUAGUGACGAGAGUGAGAAUUUUCACAAACGAGAUCUGCAAUCAGAAGACUUCAAGGAUCUUAACAGGAAGGACAAAAAAGGCAUCAGAGUCCGCAAGAGACAGAGUCACCUAAAGCUUGUAGCUAGGAAGUUUUUAGAUGAUGAAGCAGAACUUUCCCAAGAAGAUGCAGAAUGUGUUUCAUCAGAUGAAAAUGAUGAGUCAGAAAAUGAACAAGAUUCCUCAUUACUUGACUUUUUAAAUGAUGAGACUCAACUUUCACAGGCUAUAAAUGAUGCUGAAAUGAGAGCAGUUUACAUGAAAUCUUUGAGAAGUCCACUGAUGAGCAAUCAGUACAGAAUGUUCCAUAAGAAACGUAACAAUGUGAACGUUUUCUCACAGAUUCCUGAGCAGGAUGAAACUUAUUUAGAAGACAGUUUUUGUGUUGAUGAAGAGGAGUCUUGCAAAAGCCAAUCAAGUGAAGAAGUCUGUGUUGAUUUUAACAUAACUGAAGAUAGCUUUGCAAGUGGGAGUAAAAAAUAUAAAACCCGACGUGCAGUAAAGCUAAAACAAAUGAAGAUGAGAGAAAAUUGUGCACGCUUAAGAAAGAAAUUAUUCAGAAUUAUUUUACCAGAUGAUUCAAGUGAGGAUGAAGACAAUGUAAAUGAUAAACGAGAAUCCAAUACUGUGGUUAACCCAAGCACUGUGAACAAGAGUGAACAAAAAGACCACUGUUGGAAUUUAGUGCCUUCUGGGUCUUCGUUGCAGUCCAAGGACCACUCUACUCUAUCUGUUAAUCGAUCACCAAAGCAGAGACAACAGACACCACUUAAUUUAAAGGCUACAGUUUCUGAUGUCUCAGACUUUAAACCUCAGAGCUGUAAUAAAAUUGAAUCUACCUCACCAUCCUUCACUACUGUUGAUUCACAGAAAGACUGUAGAAAAUUUCCAAUUCAGUUGAAGAAUGCUUGUGCUCUGGAGGAUUCUGGCACUUCAAUGGCGUAUUGUUCCAACUCAAGACCACAUCUGGCUGGCACACAUGCUUCUCUGAGACUUCCACAGGAAGGCCAGAGAACUUGCAUUCUUGUGGAUAGUCGUGAAAUCACUUGUGGUUCAGAAGUGAUUUCUUCCCUAAGAGCGAUUCAUGGCUUACAAGUAGAGGUUUGUCCUCUUAAUGGUUGUGAUUACAUUGUGAGUAACCGCAUGGCGGUGGAAAGGAGGUCUCAAUCUGAGAUGUUAAAUAGUAUCAAUAAGAACAAGCUCAUUGACCAGAUCCAGCACCUACAGGGCAUGUUUGAAAGAAUAUGUGUGAUUGUGGAAAAGGACAGAGAAAAAACAGGAGACACAUCCAGGAUGUUUAGGAGAACAAAGAGCUAUGACAGCUUGCUGACUACCUUAAUUGGUGCCGGAAUCCGAAUCCUUUUCAGUUCCUGCCAAGAAGAAACGGCUGAUUUGCUAAAGGAAUUGUCUUUAGUGGAACAAAGAAAGAAUGUUGGUAUUCAUGUCCCAACAGUGGUGAACAGUAAUAAAUGUGAGGCACUUCAGUUUUAUUUAAGUAUUCCUAAUAUAAGUUACAUAACUGCACUAAAUAUGUGUCACCAGUUUUCAUCCGUGAAAAAGAUGACAAACAGCUCACUUCAGGAAAUCUCCAUGUGUGCACAAGUAACUCAUCAAAAGGCUGAGGAGAUCUAUAGAUAUAUUCACUAUAUAUUUGAUAUGCAAAUGUUACCAAAUGAUCUUAACCAAGGUCGAUUUAAAUCUGAUGCAUAAGGAGACUGCUCAGGGUGGGUUAUCAAAGAACUCUCACAGUACUAAAUGCACUUCAGUAAUCAUUGCUGUGGUUUGUGAUUAUCAGCUUAAAAUAUGUAAAUAAGAUUAUUUCCAUAACUUAUUUUAUACUGUGUACGUUUUUAUUUAUAUAGAUUAUAUAAAUUAUUUAGAAAGAAAAUAUCUGAUGUUUAAUGACCACUUUGAUUAGAUUAUGAAACUUUUUUAUUGAAGGUACUAUUAAGAAAGUAAAAGCUAAAGAUGUAUUUUUAGAAUACAUCUAAAAUUUUAUAAUUUUCCCAAAGAUUUUAGUGUUGUUAUUGUCAUUUGUUAGCAUUAUAGAUUGAUGUGUCUGCUGCCAACUUAAUGGUCAUAAACAAAUAUAUAAGCUGUAUAAUCUAGCAUAUUUUAAAUGUCCUGAGUUUACAUACAUAUUGAAUAGGUAUAGGUGGUAGGUAUAUUCUAAGGUAAAGGCCCCAGUAACUAGGAAAGUAGAUAAUUUAACUGAAUAUGUUUAUCAUACCAAAAGUGUCCCAAUUAAGUACAGUAAAAUCCUGUUAGUAUGAACUCCAAUCUACAACUACUUUUUGUUGUUGUUAAAAUACCAUUUUCAAAGAAGUGGUAUAUUGGAGUUGGAAGUUUUCAGUACAGAUGAGCUAUUAAAUGUGGACUUUCAUUGUGGUCCAUUACACUGCAUCUGAGAUGCUAUUAAUAUUUUAAGAUGGCUCCAUAUUUUUAUAUGCAAUAUCUCAGUCCCUUCUAGUCAGUCUAGUGCUAAAGCAACCUUUAAUUAUGGAUAUAUAUAUAUUUUUUCCCCAUUUAGAGUCCUUUAUUCUCUGGUUACCUAAUGUUUAUCUUUGGUUAUAUACAUUGUUGGGUAGUUGAACCAGCCUCACAGCAGAGUGUCUCACUUACGUUAGACUUGGCAAGGACUUCAGAGCUAAUCUAAUUCAAAUUGCUUUUCUCUUCCUUUCUUAUCAGAUGAUAAAAGUGAGGCCCAGAAACAAGUGACCUAUUCAAGAUUAGACUGGGAAAUCUAGAAUGAACACCCAGGAGGUGGAGAGUUUUCAUCUCUCAUUCCUGCUAUUUAAUAAUUCUAUCAAAGCCAGGAGAAAAGAAGUCCCAUAAAUUAUUGGCUAAUGUGCAGUUAUCAGUUUAUCUCUCACAUUCAGAUUCAUCCGUUAGCAUCUUGCUCUGCUAUAAUGGACUGGACUUUUUGAGCAUUUCUCCCUAGAGAGCAUGAUUUAAGCUUUAUCAGUAGGAGGAAAGGGGCUUCUUUCUGGUUCUAGUAUGCCGCAUUUUGCUGCUGCUUGCUCCUGUUCCAUGGUGUCGGUGGUGUGCUGGGUAGGCACAAUGGUGGUGCUCUGUGCCCCAGCUGCACACGAGAAGCAUGCGGUCUCUCCACAUUCUCACGCUGCCCUGGACCAGUAACCUUGCAGCCCCUUUCAUGCGGAUACCAACAACCUCAGAUUGUGUGUCUCCACCCAACAAAGUAUUUUGUAAGUUGACACGGUAUAAAGAACAUAACCUAGAAGGAUUUCAUUUAUGCUUGUUGUGUAGAGACCUCGAUCCAUAUUUAAGCUGCAGUAGACUCCUUCUUCUAUACACUCACUGUUGCACUUAACUAUCAACCCUAUUGUUUAUCAAUCCAUCUUGCUGUUUGUCUUUGAACCCUUAAAGUCUUUCUUUUCCACUUUUGCGUCUCCUUUGGAGGUUACUUUAAACCUUACUAGCUUUUCUUAGUACCCAAUGGAAAGAAGUGGAACUAACCAGGUACCUGGCAGGUGGGAUAUAAUAGACUAGAUUAGGAACAAUACUGAAGGAGUUUUGAAAGGACACAGGGAAUAUGGGGAGUGGUGGUCACAUUUUGGUUUUUGUCAAGUGUAUGCUAUUUCAAAAUUAUCUUUUUGCUUUCUAUUACAGAAUUUAACUACCUUCUAAUUCCUAAAACACUAUCAUUAACAUCAAGCAGCAUGCUGUUACACCAAAGAUUGGCAACUGAAAAUUCUGCAACAGAAUUUUUUAACCCUUUCAUUUGUUUCAUCCUUCAUCUAUGAAAAACCUCUGUGGCAGUGCUAUUCUUUUUAAACCUUGCAUUUCUAUAAAUCCUACAGUUAACUGAUUGCUGAUUACUACCCACUAAAUUCUUAAGAAACAAAACAUAGUUUUUCUAAAAGUUCUUGUAUUUUUCAAGGAAACAAACUGAUCCAUUAAUAAACAAAAUUUUUCAAUGAUCCAGUAAUUAGAAAAACCAACCAAAACACAAAUAUUAUGAAAGCAAAGUUACUUUA
This is a messenger RNA of Camelus dromedarius (Arabian camel), 8539 nucleotides long. RefSeq names its product FA complementation group M (gene FANCM). Bases 99 to 6251 code for a protein of 2050 amino acids. The transcript is spliced from 23 exons. Gene Ontology annotation, molecular function: 3'-5' DNA helicase activity; nuclease activity; four-way junction helicase activity. Gene Ontology annotation, biological process: double-strand break repair via synthesis-dependent strand annealing; interstrand cross-link repair. The record is from RefSeq and is a predicted model, not a curated record. NCBI's taxonomy places the organism in Eukaryota, Metazoa, Chordata, Mammalia, Artiodactyla, Camelidae.